Molecule: messenger RNA, 1031 nt
Organism: Aaosphaeria arxii CBS 175.79
Lineage: Eukaryota; Fungi; Ascomycota; Dothideomycetes; Pleosporales
Exons: 2
Coding region: 109-909 (266 amino acids)
Source: RefSeq, a predicted model, not a curated record
UCGGACGGAAUCGCUUAGCGCCAGAGAUUUCCGAGACCCCUCCCUCGUUAACAAAAAAAAGUUAACUCCACUGUAACGAACUACACUACACCACAACACUCUACAACAAUGUCCACCUGUGUAUCUUGCAACCAACCCUUGGUCCUGGAGCUCGAGGAGGAGGAAGAUGACUACUCCAUGGAAGCCUCAUCCUCCGGCAAGGCUCCCGCCGCAGCACCAGAAACCGUUCCGGACGACCUACACCUGAACUGCGGAUGCCACUUCCACUGGGACUGCCUCCUCCAAGCCUACCAAAUAACCCAAUGCCCCAAUUGCAACAAAGACAUCACCAGCACCUCCUCCACCGGCCAACAGCAAGUCCUCUGCAACCUGCACAACGAAGGCGGCCUCCAAGAGAACCUCGACAUCCUGCCCCUCCUCACCGAGGAAUCGUACCUCCGUGCGUACCCCGAAGACCGCAAGUGUCGCGCGUUUCUCGAGUUCUGCCGCGAGGGCGACUUCAAAGCCGUGAUCGAGAUGCUGCGGGACGAUGACGACGAGGACGAGGAUGAGGAGAUGGAUACUGGCGAAGAGGGCGCCGCACCGCAGAGGAAAAUCGGCGCGGACGAGUUGCUGAGGUACCAGGAUCCGAUUGGGGAUAUGCAGUCUGGACUUCACGCCGCGGUGCAGGCGGGAAGCCGGGAGGUCGCGUGGCUGCUGUUGUUGCUGGCGAGUAAACUUGACUUGUUGGAGUUCCCGCCCGAGGUAUUCCAGGAGGCGGAGGCACUGGGCGUCAUGAGGGAUGAGUCGGAGGGGAAGACGGAUAUCAGGUCGUUGAAGGAUAGCAAUGGGAAGUCCGCGGAAGACCUCGCGAGGGAGGUUGGCGGCGUGUGGUCGGACUGGAUCGGGAAGAACCGGCUUACGAUGUGAAGAAAUUAUGGUUGGAGAGGUUUGCGAGGAAGAUACCCUGGAUAUGAUGACUUGAUGAAAGAACAGUUGACGUUCAAAACAAAAGUUUAGUGUUUGAUAUAGUGACGGCGCGACAGCCACGC